AUGCUCGGUGGAAAAGAAAAUGAGGGGUCCUCCAAAGCGUCGGUGAAAAGUAAAAGCAUAAAGAUAAUAAAGGUGCCAAAGUUUGUUUCAAAUAAAUGGCUGCAAUAUAACAAUAAAGAUAUUGUGGGCUUAUUUGAGCAAAACAACAAUGAAAUUUCGACCCUGUACGUACAGAAGGAUGACACCGAUAAUGUAAAAAAAUUGACGUGCAAUAAAGGCAGUACGGUAAAUACAUAUAUACUAAAACAAAGUAAAGUGUCGUUAAAGCCGAUUAAGGGGUUGACGCCUAGCAGCUCACCGUCCGCCACGACGACGACGGCCACCACUGCCCCUACGAACUCGAAUAGUAAAACUAGCGAAAAUGUAAAUCAAAGUAAAGUUAAAAUUAACCUGAACAAUCCUGUAAAGGAAAAUGCGGAAAGGAGCAAAGAAAUUGAUUAUGUAGUGUGUGCAGAUGUGUUAACAAAUUGCGAACAUACAUACUCGUUUUUGCCAACGCUAGAUGAAGAUUAUUCCUUGGUACUAAAGGAAAGACAUUAUAAAACCAAUGUGAAAAAGAAUCGGUUUACGAUUAUCGAAACAAGGAAUGAAGAACAUAUAGAUUCCUCUCAUACUCUGUUUAAAUACUACACAUCUGAUGAUCAUGCGCUGAACGCCUCUGGAGCGGGAAGUGCUAUGGGUGGUGCGGGCAGUGUCCCCGGCGCGGCUAACACGACGAAUGACGCUGGGGUGAAUAGCGCAAACAGCGCAAACAGCGCAAACAGUGCAAACAAUGCAAACAGCGUGAGUCACCUGCAGGGCGUGAGCAGCACGAGCAGUAGGGACAACAAACUGGGAAAGAGUAACAAGCGGACUCUUCAGGACUCGGAUGGCCAUUUCGGUUCCUCCUCUGCUUCUAAACAAAAAGCCAAACAGGUUAAAAAAAUGCACGUUUUCGACCUCGAUAAGGCGAAAAUUAGUAUGUUCAAAAUAUUCGAGCGAGAGGGGAAGAAGGGGGUCCCCUUCUCCGUGUUUGCCAAAAGUUUUAGCAUCCCCUCCAAUUACAUAAAAAAUAUCUUAGACGAAAUAGCCGUGAAAAAAAAGCGGGUCACGGAUAAGAAACCGGUGUACUUUCUGAAGGACUGCAUUGGUUGA
Messenger RNA from Plasmodium vivax (malaria parasite P. vivax), 1134 nucleotides. RefSeq lists its product as hypothetical. Lineage: Eukaryota; Apicomplexa; Aconoidasida; Haemosporida; Plasmodiidae. Bases 1 to 1134 code for a protein of 377 amino acids. The record is from RefSeq and is a predicted model, not a curated record. The transcript has a single exon.